AUGAGGAUGCGACCCGCCACUCUCGCCCCGGCUCUGCGUGGUGCUCGCCGCUCGCUCCCGCUCAAUGGCAGCUUAGCCACUGCCACCGGCUCACCCGCGCGCCGCUCCGCCUCCUCGCUCUCCCAACGGCCGGAUUCGAGCUUCGUCCAGUUCCCGGGGGCUGUCAAGUCCGCCUUCACCACCAAGCUCCAGUUCGAGCAGCCCUCGUCCCAUGAUGCCAUGCCUACCUACCGAGCUGUUGACCAGAGCGGCAACGUCGUUGACCCGUCCUUCAAGCCGGACCUAAAAGACGAGGAGGUGAUCAAGUUAUACAGGGACAUGCUGCUCGUCUCGAUAAUGGACAUCAUCAUGUUCGACUCCCAGCGGCAGGGCCGAAUCAGCUUCUAUAUGGUAUCAGCUGGCGAGGAAGCCGUUUGUGUGGGGUCGGCCUCGGCGUUGACCAAGGAAGAUGUCAUUUUCUGCCAGUACAGGGAGCAGGGAGUCUUUGCGCAAAGGGGAUUCACCCCAAAGGACUUCAUGAGCCAGUUGUUUGCCAACAGGAUGGACCCUGGAAAGGGGCGAAACAUGCCGGUCCACUACGGGAGCAAGGAGUUGAACAUCCACACAAUCUCGUCACCCCUUGGGACACAGAUCCCCCAUGCAUCAGGUGCCGCGUACGCCCUCAAGAUGCAGCGCCUGCAGAACCCUGCCACGCCGGAGCGAGUAGUCGCAGUCUACUUUGGCGAGGGCGCCGCCUCGGAAGGUGACUUCCACGCGGCUCUUAACAUUGCCGCGACGCGCUCCUGUCCUGUGGUGUUUAUCUGCCGGAAUAACGGCUACUCGAUCUCGACACCCGUGCUGGAACAGUAUCGCGGGGACGGGAUCGCCAGUAGAGGAGUAGGCUACGGCAUCGAGACAAUAAGGGUCGAUGGCAAUGACAUAUGGGCCAUCCGCGAGGCCACCAAGAGGGCAAGGGAGAUGGCCCUGCAAGACGGCGGAAAACCCGUGCUCAUCGAAGCACUGACGUACAGGGUAGGCCACCACAGCACCUCGGACGACUCGUUCGCGUACAGGGCGCGCGUGGAGGUUGAGGACUGGAAGCGACGGGACAAUCCAAUCUCGAGACUGCGCAAGUGGAUGGAAGCCAAGGGGAUCUGGGACGAACAAAAGGAGAAGGAGGCGCGAGACAGCAUCCGGAGGGAGCUGCUCAAGGCGUUCCAGGAAGCAGAGAAGGAAAAGAAGCCACCAAUUCGGGCAAUGUUUGAGGAUGUGUAUGAGGAGCUGACGCCAGACCUGAAGAAGCAGAUGAGUGAGCUGAGAGAACACCUGGACAAGUACCCGGACGAGUACGAUGUUGGAGAGUUCGAAGGCGGCAAAGAGACGUUGAAACCAUAG
Molecule: messenger RNA, 1374 nt
Organism: Diaporthe batatas
Lineage: Eukaryota; Fungi; Ascomycota; Sordariomycetes; Diaporthales; Diaporthaceae
Exons: 2
Coding region: 1-1374 (457 amino acids)
Biological process (GO): branched-chain amino acid catabolic process
Molecular function (GO): oxidoreductase activity, acting on the aldehyde or oxo group of donors, disulfide as acceptor
Source: RefSeq, a predicted model, not a curated record